AUGUCCGAAUCGGGCCUCAAGUUUCUCGAAGAGUCGAUGUUCUUUGCCAUUCUCGUGCUGACAAGGAUGCCAACUACGCCAACUCCUCUGCUGUCGCAUAUUUCUAUGAAGAGUUCUUCUCCAGUUUCAUAUACGGCGUUCAGCAGUUCUCACCGACUCGUCUCGAGAGCUGACAGGGAGUCGAUCACAUGGACAUCAAAACAGAAGAUUACCACACCCUCGAAGUUGCUGUGCGUAUCACUUCCAAAACAGCUAUGGAGGGUCAUUUGCGAAUAA
This is a messenger RNA of Necator americanus (New World hookworm), 276 nucleotides long. RefSeq lists its product as uncharacterized. The coding region runs from base 1 to 276 and encodes 91 amino acids. The transcript has 2 exons. Lineage: Eukaryota; Metazoa; Nematoda; Chromadorea; Rhabditida; Ancylostomatidae. The record is from RefSeq and is a predicted model, not a curated record.